CUUAGCAGCACAAGCUCACCGGCGGAAGUCAGCAAUGGGAGACGUCAUUUGUGUGAGCAGUAAACAGAAGUGAGGCGAAGCAGUUGUCGUGUCAAAACAUGGUAGUGUUGUUUCUCCUUUUCACAAAGUGGUUCGACAACUUCAGUUUUUUUUUAUAAACACAAACGCUAAAUUAAGAGAAGAUCGGCGGGCCAUGGCUACCGGAGGUGAGGCAGCAUCAAAUGUAGAAAGACGAGCUUCGAACUUCGCUCACUCGGGAGCAGGCAGGAAUUCAGCGGCAGCGCCUGGUGCAGCUGCCCCUGCUUCUCCGUCGCUGGGCCUUCACAGGGAGCCCAUGUACAACUGGCAAGCCACGAAGAGCUCCGUGAAAGAGCGGUUCGCUUUUCUGUUCAACAACGAACUGCUGAGCGACGUAAGGUUCAUUGUAGGCAAGGGGAGGCUCGCUCAGAGGAUCCCUGCUCACAAGUUUGUGCUAGCGGCUGGCAGCGCUGUUUUUGACGCCAUGUUCAACGGAGGCAUGGCAACUACCUCUACUGAGAUCGAUCUGCCUGAUGUGGAAGCCGCUGCUUUCCUCGCAUUGCUAAGGUUUCUUUAUUCAGAUGAAGUUCAUAUAGGUCCAGAGACAGUUAUGACCACCCUUUACACUGCCAAAAAGUAUGCAGUCCCUGCAUUGGAAGCACACUGUGUAGAUUUUCUCACCAAACAUCUCCGAGCUGAUAAUGCUUUCAUGCUUCUUACUCAGGCUAGGUUGUUUGAUGAACCUCAGCUUGCCAGCCUUUGCUUGGAUACAAUAGACAAAAGUACAGGAGAUGCAGUUAGUGCAGAAGGCUUCACAGAUAUUGACUUGGAUACACUCUGUGCAGUGCUGGAAAGAGACACACUGGGGAUUCGGGAGAGUAGGCUCUUUGCUGCUGUUGUGCGCUGGGCUGAAGCAGAAUGUUACAGACAAGAGCUUCCACUAACUUCAGAAAACAAGCAGAAAGUGCUGGGGAAAGCGUUAGCGCUCAUUCGUUUCCCCCUGAUGACCGUGGAGGAGUUUGCCGCAGGGCCUGCCCAGUCUGGGAUUUUGUUCGAUCGGGAGGUGGUAAAUCUGUUUUUACACUUUACAGUAAACCCCAAACCCCGGGUUGACUACAUUGACAGGCCACGAUGUUGUCUCAGGGGGAAAGAAUGCAGCAUUAAUAGAUUCCAGCAAGUAGAGAGUCGCUGGGGAUAUAGUGGAACCAGUGACAGAAUAAGGUUUACCGUUAGUAGAAGAAUAUCUAUAGUGGGCUUUGGUCUCUAUGGAUCUAUUCACGGACCAACUGAUUAUCAGGUCAAUAUACAGAUUAUUGAAAGUGACAAAAACCAGACACUAGGACAAAAUGACACAGGGUUUAGUUGUGAUGGAACAGCUAACACGUUCAGAGUAAUGUUUAAGGAGCCUAUAGAGAUUAUACCGAAUGUCAGCUAUACGGCAUGCGCAACUCUUAAGGGUCCUGAUUCACACUAUGGUACCAAAGGGUUAAAGAAAGUGAUUCAUGAAUCUGCAGCAGGAACCAAGACCUGUUUUUUAUUCUUCAGUUCACCUGGAAAUAACAAUGGCACUUCUGUGGAGGAUGGACAGAUUCCAGAGAUAAUCUUCUACACAUAGACUUUGGAAUUACAAUAGCUCAUCUUGAUUGGCGGUAUAAAGGGGAGCAUGUUGCAUCUUAACGUAUUACAAAAAGGAUACAAAAAAAAUAAUUGGCAAAAUGGAGUACAAGUGACAACGUAUUACAAAACUGGAGAUUUCUUCAAGCAAAAAGUAGCACUUUUUUGUUAGUACUGUGUUCGUUGAUUUAAUCCAUACAGCAAAAGAAGAAACUAUGCUAUAGUAACUAUGCUAUAUAUUGAUGAACAUGGAAAACGCCUGCGACUAAUGUUCAGUUUUUUGUGGGUUCUGUUUAAACCCGACACAUCUCAGGCCUGGGGAUUCCUAUGGUUUGUUAUAAUUGUUGCCUCGCUGUAUGGAUUUCAUACACAUAUAGUUGUAUCAUUUAACCAAGCUUGCUGUACAUUUAAGAAUGAAAACAAACCUGUAUUCAUCUUAACUGGAGUGAUAUUAUUAUUAUUAUUAUUAUUAUUAUUAUUAUUAUUAUUAUUAUUAUUAUUAUUAUAUAAAGAUUACUUGUAUAAAGAUAGCCGUAAUCAGCCUUUUAACCUUAUUUAUAGCCAAAUGAAUCCUUAACAUAACAUGGUCAGUGUUAUGUUAUGUUAUAAAGCACUACAGGACUUUAUUGAGCAUUGUCUUUACCGUAGUAGUUUUGUGCAUGCUCCUCUGCUAUGAAACUAAGAAAGACUUCAUAUCUAUUACAUGUGCUUGUAUGUAAGUGAAACUUUGUACAUGCUGACUUUUCACGGGUGUUAUUAAGCAUUGUCUGCAUAGAUACUGCCUUUUAGCUAAAUGGACCUUUAAAUAUUAGUGUACAAUUUAAAAAGAAAAAUGACCACUGAUGUUUAUUCUUCCAGUGCUGAUGCAGAACGCAACAUUUUGUUUUUAAAAGACCAGAAAUAAUAAAUGUUAAUUAAGAAAAAAAGAAUGGUGUAUUUUAACAUUGAAAAAAAAAAGUUUUAAACAAGAUGGCCAUGUACCAAGUUAAUGCCUUCUGUGCACUGUAAGUAAUACACCAUUUGUGAGGGACUGUUACCAGGGUUUCAGAGGAGAUAUAUACCCUUACUGUAGCAAAGUGGUUUAGCACCACACUGGUUUCUGUUGUGUUACACUGACAGCAGUAUCUGUUUCCUGUCCAGCAGCCACAUCUCCACUAUGGAAACAAUCUGUUAACUGAUCCCAGUGAUGGUGUUUUGUUUAAAUGUACUUGCUUUAGAUCCAUGUUGGUCAAUACUAGGGAUUAGGACCUGCCGGGCAACAUUCAUUGUUGGUGGGCACUUUUUUUUUUUUAUUUCUUUAAAUGCAAUAAUAUUGUUUAAAAAAGAAAGAAAAGCAUUUACGGUUACAGUACCAUAUUGUUAUUAAGUUUUUCAAAUGACAGUAUUCUUCAGUAGUUGUACAAUUACAUUGUUUAGUUUAAAAAAAAACUAUCAUGUGGGGAUGUCUGAUUGUCUUUGCAUCACAAAUGUUCUUAACAUUUCCAUGUAUUUCUGGAAUGAUUUAAUUUGCAGUUGGUGCUAUAACUUCAAGGUGCCCUUCAGAGGCAGCAACAUGCAGGGCAGACCUGCCAUCGUAGUCAACAGAAUUGACAUCCGCUGCCGACCAGCAAGUAUCUGUGAAAACAAAUGUGUUCUAUGUAGUUGUUCUUUAUCUGAUUUAUGAUAAAAGUUAUAAAUAACACAUGUAUCACUCAGACAUAAGAACUAACAAAUAGCCCAAUUAAGCAACUGAUGGAGCCUUGCAGCAAGCUUUCCUUAGAGGGUAAAUUAAACAUAUGCAUAUUAAACUA
This is a messenger RNA of Acipenser ruthenus (sterlet), 3422 nucleotides long. RefSeq names its product BTB/POZ domain-containing protein 1-like. The record is from RefSeq and is a predicted model, not a curated record. Gene Ontology annotation, cellular component: P-body; cytosol. The coding region runs from base 194 to 1633 and encodes 479 amino acids. Gene Ontology annotation, molecular function: protein binding. Gene Ontology annotation, biological process: neurogenesis. Lineage: Eukaryota; Metazoa; Chordata; Actinopteri; Acipenseriformes; Acipenseridae. The transcript is spliced from 8 exons.